This is a messenger RNA of Heterotrigona itama, 2014 nucleotides long. Lineage: Eukaryota; Metazoa; Arthropoda; Insecta; Hymenoptera; Apidae. The record is from the annotation of a GenBank genome assembly.
AACAAUGGUAGCAAUGAUUUUGACAUCUUUUGGCAUCUCCACUGCGUCAAGUUUCCAAUCUUUAUUUUCGAUGAUCAAUGAAAUGAAAGUGUGUGUUUUUGUUUGUAAAAUGUGCGCGGUAUUGUCAUAAUAUUGUGGUGGAAUUAGAAUUAAAGUUAUAUAAAAAAAUGACACUUCUUCUGGGAUUGUCAGCAUGGAAAAGUAUUGUAAAAAGAUCACUUUUACCAGUGAAUCAGAUAGUAACAAUAUCAAAUUUCGAUAUUCAUACGUCGAAAUUGUAAAUAUUACUUUUAUUAACAAAAUGGGAGAAAGAAUACGUGUAAGAGGAAAAGUGGGAGAUAACAUAUUGUAUUUAGCUCAUAGAUAUGGAAUUGAAAUGGAAGGUGCUUGUGAAGCAUCUCUUGCUUGCACCACUUGUCAUGUAUAUGUACAUCAUAAUUACAUGGAUAAACUCCCAACAGCUGAAGAAAAAGAGGAGGAUUUAUUAGAUUUAGCUCCAUUUUUAAAAGAAAACUCUAGAUUAGGUUGUCAAAUUAUACUGACAAAAGAAUUAGACGGUAUAGAAUUGGAACUGCCUCAAGCGACAAGAAAUUUCUAUGUUGAUGGCCAUGUACCAGAGUCACAUUAAUUUUUUACAUUAUACCUUACAACUUAAUGUAUAUAUAUUUUGUUCAUACAGUCAAUAUAAUUAUGAACUUAUAUUUUAUUACAUGUAAAACUUAAAUGUAAUAUAAAUUGAAUAUCAUAAUGUAUUGUAUUUCUAGUGAUCAAUGAUUAAAGAAAACAUAUUUUCAGAAUGUAUUUUAAUGUAUUUCAUAAACUUUUAGAACAACAAACUUGAUUUAUAUGACAUUUUGUCAUGGUACAAUAUAUUUAUUUCUUAUACAUUUGGAUUAUGAUACAUAUUUUUAAUUACAAUGAUACAAGAUUUAAACAUUUAUGAUAUAAUGAAUCUGUAAAUUAAAAUUGUAUUUGUUAAUCUUGCAGCAUUUACAUUAUCGGUGAAAAUACACUAUAAGUUUUUUUUGCAAACUGAUCGCGUUUGAGCACUGCCACUAAUGUGUUUACACGUUUUCCAUUUCUGGCAGGCACCUUUAUGCAUUUUCCCAGUUUGACAACUUUCACAAUAACUUUGUGUAUAAAUAUUCUCUAUAUGUGCAUACGUUCUCACGUUUAUUAGUUCGUAAAUACGCAAUUUGCACUUCUUUUAAUACAUCCACACAUAUUUGUGUCGAUAAUUAUUAUCAUCAACAUUGUCAUAUAAUUAUCGUACAAACUAUAUUUAUUUAUAUUUUCUGUUCAUUAUUGAUCACUAUAAUUAUAGACACGUUGUAAUACCUCAGAUCAAUUGCAACCUACAGUCAUACUUCAUAAUUAAAAGAAUUUAAAUAGAAGUACAUUCAUACAGUCAUACAAUGUCAUACAAAAUUACACUGUGAAAAUGAUUAUAUAUGUAUCUCUCAUUUGGUAUGAGCCAUCACAACGGACUUAUUGAAAAAAUAAUUUUUUGUACUUAUUUGUAACUAAAAAUGGAUCGUAAUAUUUAAUUAAAUAUUAUACAAAAAAAGACUGUCUACAUUACAUACGUAAGUGGAAUACUUUGAAUAAAAAAAAAUAAAAAAUGUAUUUGAUAUCAAAAUUAAAUUAUCGACUUUUUAUGGCAGUAAAUAAUUUAAUAUUUACAAAAUUUGUAAAUUUUUAAAUAAAAUUUUUCAAAUUCUGUGAAUUUAUAAUUCUGAAGAUCCUUCUAUAAAUUUUUCUGUAUAAAAGAAAUCUUGAUCGAUAUUAAUCAAUUAACGCGUAUUGUACAUAAUUAUACCAUUUUUGAAUAUCUCCCUGAGCUUAUUAAGUAAAAAUACAAAUAUAAUCUUUUAUAUUAUUAAAAUGAAGGACAUUCUUUUGUUGAAAGCAUUUUUAUUACAAACUGUAUUUAAUAUUCUUUAUCUCAUUCUUCUGUUAAAAAAAUUAGCAUGUAUUUAUGUCUAAUUUAAUAGUAUUUUACAUAAUACAAAAC